GACAUCGUCUGGCACUAUCUCACCUUUGAGACUGAACUGCCGUCUCCUACGUCUACAUACAUACUAGAAGGGCAACAAUCUCCACCGAAGCCUCCCGAUCUUGUGAAAUACACGUCGCCUUUCGAGUGGUCGAAGCUGAGAAAGAAGCUGAUCAUAUGGGGUGCAUGCGCUGCGACUGCGAUAACAGCUUUUUCCGCCGGCUCGUACAGUCCAGGUGUAGGACAAAUGACAAAAGAAUGGCAUAUCAGCGACGUUGCAGCUCUUGUUGGGAUCACGACGUUCACGACAGGAUUCGGAGUAGCUCCGAUGGUCCUUGCUCCAUUCUCUGAGAUCCACGGUAGGAAGCCAGUCUUCCUCGUGACCGGCCUCCUCUUCGUUGUCUGCCAGCUUUGCUGUGCCCUUACGCGAUCGUACGGGGGGAUGCUCGUAGCUCGUUUCUUCCUCGGUGUUGGCGGCUCGACAUUCUCCACGAUGGUCGGAGGAGUCGUAAGUGACAUAUACCACACCGAGGACCGCAAUACGCCUAUGGCAUUAUUCUCUGGCGCAGCCCUUUUCGGAACAGGUCUGGGUCCUCUAGUGUGCGGAUGGAUCGCCCAGAACACAACUUGGCGCUGGAUAUUCUACCUUCAAACAAUAACAUGCGGUGUUCUCAUCGGUGCCGUCUCCAUUACUUUCAAAGAAACCCGAGGAAGCGUCCUGCUGAGUAGGAAGGCUAGAGCACUCAAUAAGUGGUACGAAAAUCGCGAAGAAGCCGGCUUUUAUGGCUUCAACAUGGCAGAUGCAUCCUCCAAAACCGGCUCCAUGGCCUCUCAGCGCAUUAGAUGGAAAGUCAAGUCGGACGAAGAGCGUAGCAGUUUGUCCAAGUCGAUCGGCAUAUCCCUCUAUCGUCCCUUCCACCUGCUCGUCACUGAACCCGUAGUGUUCUGGUUCUCUCUCUGGAUAUCAUUUAGCUGGGCCGUAUUAUACCUCACACUAGCCGCCAUACCUCUUGUAUUCCAGGAUAGGUACAACUUCAGCCUCGAACACGCAAAUGCAGUAUUCGCGGCAACUUGCAUCGGCGCCAUCCUCGCCACCGUGCUUUCCAUAUACCAAGAAAAGAUCGCAAAGCGGCACGGAAAGCUAGCCUCAACGCCAGAAGGCCGUCUUUAUUUCGCUUGUGUCGAGAGCGCUCUCAUGCCCAUUGGUCUCUUCAUGUUCGGCUGGACUGCCUCUGGUUCUAUCCACUGGAUUGUCCCUUCGAUUGCCAUUGCUAUUGCGACAAUGGGUAUCUUCAGCAUCUACCUCGCUGUCUUUAAUUACUUGGCGGAUACGUAUCACCGCUAUGCUUCCUCUGCGCUCGCGGCCCAGAGCUUUUGCAGAAAUAUUCUCGGUGGCAUAUUCCCGCUCAUUACGACGAAGCUGUAUCAGAAUCUGACGUACGGCGGUGCGAGUAGCUUGCUGGGUGGGAUUGGCACUGCGUUGACGCUAGUUCCUUGGAUACUAGUUUUCUAUGGUCCGCGAAUAAGAGCACGGUCGAAAUUUGCUUCA
Messenger RNA from Mytilinidion resinicola, 1527 nucleotides. Its product is annotated as MFS general substrate transporter. The record is from RefSeq and is a predicted model, not a curated record. NCBI's taxonomy places the organism in Eukaryota, Fungi, Ascomycota, Dothideomycetes, Mytilinidiales, Mytilinidiaceae. Gene Ontology annotation, biological process: transmembrane transport. The transcript has a single exon. Gene Ontology annotation, molecular function: transmembrane transporter activity. The annotation marks the transcript as partial.